AAUCAUCCUGGUGGCGAUGGGGGAAACCCAUCCCUUCUCUCUCGCAUCGUCUCCACCGCGCCGCCAUUUGAAUUGGUAUCAGUCUUUUCAGAGAGAGGGAGAGAUUUAGAAAUAGAGAGGUGUGUUUUUGAUGGCAGGAGAGAGAGGAGAGGGUGGUGAGGUUCUUCCUCUUCCCUUGAGCAGGAGCAGCAGCAGAGGUGGUGUAGGGGGGAGAGGAAUGAGGGGAAGGUGGAUUAUGUUCAGGAAGAGGAGAGAGAGAUGGUUGGUGGUUUUGGGCGUGGUUUUGCACGCCAUUUACAUGCUUAGCAUUUUUGAUAUAUACUUCAAGACCCCCAUUGUUCAUGGCAUGGACCCUGUCGAGCCUCGGAUCAACCCCCCUGCCAAGCGCCUGGUCCUCCUUAUAGCUGAUGGAUUACGUGCCGAUAAAUUUUUUGAGCCUGAUGCUAAAGGGGAGUACAGGGCGUUAUUUCUUAGAAAUAUUAUGAAAACUAAAGGUCGAUGGGGCAUUUCACAUGCUCGUCCUCCAACUGAAUCGAGACCUGGGCAUGUUGCAAUAAUUGCUGGCUUUUAUGAAGACCCUAGUGCUGUUACAAAAGGUUGGAAGGCGAAUCCUGUUGAAUUUGACUCAGUUUUUAACCGAAGCCACCAUUCAUUUGCUUUUGGGAGUCCAGAUAUUGUUCCUAUCUUCUGCAGUGCCUUACCUCACAGCAGCUGGAGGGUCUAUCCACAUGAAUUUGAAGACUUUGCAACUGAUGCAUCUUUUCUCGAUGUCUGGUCCUUUGAUCAAUUUCAAAGCCUUGUCAAUGGAUCGAAGGACGAUCCUGUGAUAAAUCAAUUGCUCCACCAGGAUAAAGUGGUUAUCUUUUUGCAUCUGCUUGGCUGUGACACCAAUGGGCAUGCGCACAAGCCCUAUUCAUCUAUCUAUUUGAACAAUAUUAAGGUUGUUGACGAUAUUGCAGAGAGCACAUAUAAGCUUGUUGAAGAUUUAUUCAAGGACAACGCAACGGCGUAUAUUUUUACAGCCGAUCAUGGAAUGAGUGAUAAAGGAAGUCAUGGGGACGGUCAUCCGUCAAACACUGAAACUCCACUUGUAGCAUGGGGUGCCGGUAUUCGGGGUCCAAGGACGUCAUAUAUCAAACAUCGUUCUUCUAAUAACUUUCGGUUUGUUGAUGAGCACACACAUGAUAUGCCGACACCUAUUGAAUGGGGUCUUCGAGAUGUAGAGAGAGUCGAUGUGAAUCAAGCUGACAUUGCACCUCUAAUGUCGACUCUUUUGGGUUUACCCUGUCCUAUGAAUUCUGUUGGAAAUCUACCCCUGGAAUUUGUAGAUAUGAAUGAGGAGGAUGAGGCUGAAGCUGCAUUGGCCAAUGCCAAGCAAGUUCUUCAUCAGUUUCGCCGCAAGUCACAAAUAAAGCAGUCACAUUCUUUAAGUUUUAAACCAUUUAAACCAUUGGAAAACUCUACUUCAGUUGUAAAUGAAAUCGAGGAUCUCAUAUCCCAAAAGGAUUAUGAAGCUGCUGUAAGAUUAUCCCAGAGUCUCAGAACAUUGUCCUUGGCAGGCCUCCACUACUUCCAAACUUAUGAUUGGAUGAUGCUGAUGACAACAAUUACUCUUGGAUAUGUUGGUUGGAUGGUUUACAUUGUCAUGCAUGUCCUUAAGUGGUAUACUUAUCUCCAGGAAAAAUAUUCUUUGACGAAGAAUCUAGCUAUUCUUAUGGAUCAGCGUGAUACGAAAGUAUACAUCUUUGGAACUCUUCUGAUGGGCAUUUUUUCUAUUCUACUGCUUGUGGAGCGUGCACCUCCUCUUUACCAUGCUUAUCUUGCAGUGACUGUAUUUCUAUGGACACAGAUAUUUAAUGAUUUUCAAUUUAUAAAAGCAGCAUGGAGCACUUUGAUUUCAAGUGAAUCCAAAUGUCUUCUGAAGUUGUGUGGUACUUGUGCUGUAUCUAUACUCAUUCUUGAAUUUCUGGUGGCUAGUUUCUCUGAGAGGAGGCUCUACACUUUGUUUUUCCUUACUGCUGGACCAUGUGGUGCAUUUUAUAUCAUGAAAUCGUUUCGCGCAUAUAUUGGAGCACCCAUCUUCAUUUGGGCCAGUUGUUGGAUUUUAUCACUUUUUACAAUGUUUCCUGCAGAUAUUCCCGAGAAUACUACGCUGGUAAUUACAAGUGGGGCUAUAGUUGUCUUUAUAGCAUUAGUUUCAAGAUGGUUUAACUCAAGUGUUGUGGCUCAGAAGUAUUGUUCAAGUAUAUGUACUGAAAGGAAACAGUCCAAUGGGUCCAAAAACCUCUUUAUUGCACAGGCCUUCUUGGUUCUUCUGUCAUCAUUGAUGGUGUCGUUAUCUACAUCCCAUAGAACACAAAAUAGAGAGCUUCUAGCAUUGCAUCAGGUCAUAAAUUGGGUUUUAGCUGGUCUUGGUAUGGUUUUGCCAUUGUUUUCCGUCAAUACCUUGCUGUCUCGCCUCUCUUCUGUCUUUCUUGGUUUUGCUCCAGCUUUCCUGCUUCUUUCUAUCGGUUAUGAAGCUGUCUUCUAUGGUGCCCUUGGACUUGUUCUGAUGUCUUGGAUACUUGUUGAAUCUGCUAUUCUCUCACUGAGCUCAAAGGCGGCUCCCACCCAUAAUGACAAUAUUGAGCUCAAGCUCAAUCUCUAUCGUCGUGAUGAUGAAAGAUACCUACAGUUGUCAGAUAUGAGAGUACCACUAUGCUUUUUGGUCUUGUUCAACGUUGCAUUUUUUGGGACUGGAAAUUUUGCUAGCAUUGCAAGUUUUGAGAUUUCAUCUGUUUACCGGUUUAUAACGAUCUUCAGUCCAUUUCUGAUGGCCGGGUUGCUUGUUUUCAAGUUGUUCAUUCCAUUUAUGCUUGUCAUAUGUGUAUUCAGUGCAAUUACAAAGCUAAUGAGGCUUCCACGUUUAGGGUGUUAUUUCCUAGUUAUCGUGUUCUCAGAUGUCAUGACCAUUCAUUUCUUUUUCUUGGUACGAAAUACAGGUAGCUGGAUGGAGAUUGGUAACACCAUUAGCCAUUUUGGAAUCAUGAGUGCUCAGGUUGUAUUCGUGCUACUACUUUUUGCCCUCACCAAUGUUUACACAAAAAACAUUGAAAUCAGUUCACCCCAUUACUCGUCUCACAAAGUGCUUUAGUCAAAUCAUCUUGGGUACCAUAUCUUACCCAUCAUUUGUAUGCGGCCUUGCUUUGCUGAUAUUCAAAAAUCUGUUGAGGGACAUGGUUGUCAUGUUCCAUUUAUUGGAAUUUGCCACAGCACGUAAGCGGGUUGCAAAAUUUUGUUACGUAAGCGGGUUGCAAAAUUUUGCUACGGAAUUAUUUGUUAUUUUUUUCAGUUAUGGUAGUAAAUAGGUUUUGAAGAAUUAUGUUAUGAUUCUCACAUUUUUGACAAAUGAUUAAUUGCCUGCCUAGCUGAGCAAGCAGGGUGUCUUACUGUUAGAUCA
Messenger RNA from Amborella trichopoda, 3439 nucleotides. RefSeq names its product sulfatase and phosphatidylinositolglycan class N domain-containing protein. Gene Ontology annotation, molecular function: mannose-ethanolamine phosphotransferase activity. Gene Ontology annotation, cellular component: endoplasmic reticulum membrane. Gene Ontology annotation, biological process: GPI anchor biosynthetic process. The record is from RefSeq and is a predicted model, not a curated record. Lineage: Eukaryota; Viridiplantae; Streptophyta; Magnoliopsida; Amborellales; Amborellaceae.